Molecule: messenger RNA, 4112 nt
Organism: Lontra canadensis (Northern American river otter)
Lineage: Eukaryota; Metazoa; Chordata; Mammalia; Carnivora; Mustelidae
Gene: FSTL4
Product: follistatin like 4
Exons: 16
Coding region: 200-2725 (841 amino acids)
Biological process (GO): cell differentiation; regulation of BMP signaling pathway; multicellular organism development
Molecular function (GO): calcium ion binding; protein binding
Source: RefSeq, a predicted model, not a curated record
GCGGCGGUGGUACGGCGGCGGCGGUUCACGGAGCUGGAGCCGAGACAGCCUCCUGCGCGUCCGGGACCCGCCGACAGCCGGAGAGACCGACCGAAGGACGCGGGGUCGGGUCGCCGCCACCGCCGCCUCAGGCGCUCCCGCCCGACCGCGUCCUGCCACCUGGUCUUCCCUCGGCCGCGGCCACCUCAGACUCCACGAAAUGAAACGGGGACGCUUAUGGCUGCAUCUCAUGCUGCUUGGGGCCUCCCUGCCAGCUGCGCUGGGAUGGAUGGACCCAGGACCCAGCAGAGGCCUGAACAUGGGUGUGGGUAACCCACAGAUGGAGGAGUCCAGAAGCUUUGAAGUCGCAAGAAGAGAAGCAGGACUUUCUGAUGGGCUGCGAGCCUCCUGUGGGAAGAAGUUCUGCAGCCGCGGGAGCAAGUGCAUGCUCAGCAGAGAGACCGGGGAGCCCGAAUGCCGGUGCCUGGAGGCAUGCAGGCCCAGCUACAUGCCCGUGUGUGGCUCCGAUGGGAGGUUUUAUGAGAAUCACUGUGAACUCCACCGAGCCGCCUGCCUGCUAGAGAGGAAUAUUGUCAUUGUCCACAGCAAGGACUGUUUCCUUAAAGAUGACCCGUGCACCAUGGCCAACUAUGGCCGCUUGAAGAAUGUCCUUCUGGCGCUCCAGGCCCACCGGCAGCCACUCCCGGACAGGGACAGCAGACAGGACCCCGCCUCCCAGAAGCGCCUGCUGGUGGAAUCUCUGUUCACGGACUUGGAUGCCGACGGGGACGGCCGUCUCAGCAGCUCUGAGCUGGCGCAGCACGUGCUGAAGGAGCAGGAUCUGGCAGACGACUUCCUGGGGUGCUCACCCGGCGACCUCCUCCGAUUUGAUGACUACAACAGUGAUGGCUCCCUGACCCUCCGCGAGCUCUACACAGCCUUCCAGGUGGUUCAGCUCAGCCUCGCGCCCGAGGAGAGGGUCAGCGUGGCCACAGUGACUGUGGGGCUGAGUACCGUGCUGACCUGCGCUAUCCGUGGAGAGCUGCGGCCCCCCAUCGUCUGGAAGCGCAACGGGCUUGCCCUCAACUUCAUGACCUUGGAAGACAUCAAUGACUUCGGAGAGGACAACUCCCUCUACAUCACCAAGGUGACCACCGUCCACAUGGGCAACUACACGUGCCAUGCCUCCGGCCACGAGGAGCUCUUCCAGACCCACGUCCUGCAGGUGAAUGUGCCACCAGUCAUCCGCGUGUAUCCAGAGACCCAGGCACAGGAGCCUGGGGUGGCAGCCAGUCUGAGAUGCCACGCAGAGGGCAUUCCUAUGCCUAGAAUCACUUGGCUGAAAAAUGGCAUGGAUGUCUCAACCCAGAUGUCGAAACAGCUUUCCCUACUAGCCAAUGGGAGUGAACUGCACAUCGCCAGUGUUCGGUAUGAAGACACAGGGGCGUAUACCUGCAUCGCCAGAAAUGAAGUGGGCGUGGACGAGGAUAUCUCCUCACUUUUCAUUGAAGACUCAGCUAGAAAGACCCUUGCAAACAUUCUGUGGCGAGAAGAAGGCCUCAGUGUGGGGAACAUGUUCUACGUCUUCUCUGACGAUGGCAUCAUCAUCCUGCACCCCGUGGACUGUGAGAUCCAGAGGCACCUCCGACCCACCGAGAAGAUAUUCAUGAGCUUUGAAGAAAUCUGUCCCCAAGGGGAAGGAAAUGCCACCCAGCCAUGCCAGUGGGCCUCGGCCGUGAACGUCCGGCACCGGUACAUCUACGUGGCCCAGCCAGCACUGAACAGAGUCCUUGUGGUCGACGUGCAAGCCCAGAAAGUCCUACAGUCCAUAGGUGUGGACCCUCUGCCAUCUAAGCUGACCUAUGACAAGUCUCAUGACCAAGUGUGGGUCCUGAGCUGGGGGGAUGUGCACAAGUCCCAACCGAGCCUCCAGGUGAUCACAGAAGCCAGCACUGCCCAGGGCCAGCAUCUUAUCCACACACCGUUCUCAGGAGUGGACGAUUUCUUCAUUCCCCCGACAAACCUCAUCAUCAACCACGUCAGGUUCGGCUUCAUCUUCAACAAGUCCGACGCGGCCAUCCACAAAGUGGAUCUGGAAACACUGGUGCUGCUCAAAACCGUCAGCCUGCAGCGGCACGGCUGCACGCCCCAGGCCAUGGCCCACACGCACCUGGGCGGCUACUUCUUUGUGCAGUGCCGACAGGACAGCCCCGCGCCCGCCGCCCCCCAGCUGCUGCUCGACAGCGUCACAGACUCGGUGGUCGGCCCCAAUGGUGACGUGAGUGGCACGCCACACGUGUCCCCCGAUGGGCGCUUCGUCGUCAGCGCUGCCCCCACCAGCUCCCAGCUGCACGUGCAGGAGAUCACGCUGCAGGGCCGGAUCCGAACCCUCUACAGCUUGAAAAUCAGCCCGGGCGUCUCGGACGUGGCCUUCCAGCCCUCCUUCACCCAGGGCAACCAGUACUACGUGUACGCCGCGGCGGAGACGGAGCCGGCCCUGCUCUUCCUGGAGCUGUCCACGGGGAAGAUGGGCAUGCUAGAGAACCUAAAGGAGCCGCCUGCAGGGCCGGGCGGGCCGUGGGGAGGGCCCCGCAGGAUUGUGAGGGACAGCGGGCUCUUCGGACAGUACCUGCUCACGCCGGCCCAGGAGUCGCUGUUCCUCAUCAAUGGGAGACAAAACGCACUGCGUUGUGAGGUGGCGGGCAUCAGGCGGGGGACCACAGCCGUGUGGGUGGGUGAGGUAUGAAGGGGUCCUCCCCCCGCACCGAGCAGAGCCCCGGGCCACCGAGCUCCGCCUAGUCCUCACUCCGUAGCCCCAAGCAGGCGCCCUGUACAUUUUUACAGACAAAAGCAAAACCUGUACUCGCUUUGUGGUUCAACACUGGUCUCCUUGCAAGUUUCCUAGUCUAAGGUAUGCGCUGCUAACCAGAUUGGGGUUUUUCGUUGGGAAGUAUGAGUUAUGCCUUGAGCUCCGGUGAGAACCCAUGCUGCCGUGUCAAGGAAUCAUUUCUGUGCCCAGCUCCACACCAUGUUACCUGGGGACACCGUGGAACCAAGAGCUCCUGCUGUCCAGGCUUAACUUUCCGUUGGUUGCCUUCAUGUGCUCAUUGUCCCUCACCGCCGGGUCUGGCCAGGCUUCACCCCAAUGGAGUGGCCGGAAGCCAGGCCUGCAGACAGGCUCGCGGGGAGCAGGGCUUGCACUCCAGGCCUGAGAGCCACGGCCGCCCACUUCCUGGACCUCCUUUUCUCCUGCGCAGCUGCUAUGUGUUUUUCUUUCCAUGUGACUUGGUAUGAGCCUGAGGGAGAGCCGACAAGACUUCUUGCAUCUUGGGGAUGGGGAAAUCACUCAAUUUAUUUUGGAAAUUUUGAUUAAAAGAUAAUUUUUUAUAACCUCAAAUGCUCAUAAGCAGAAAGAUGCUCUCCGACGUCCAGCUCUAUUUCUCCCUGCCUUAGGCCAAGUCUCUGAGCGCCCCCACCCCACGUCCUACAGCCAGAAGGAACAAUGGUCAUCCAAGAAUAAUACCCUCCACACCACGGAAGUCCCACAUGCAGCUCUGGCUACCACCUUGGCCAAGACUUUGUUCUGGAUUGGGACACAAAAGACCAGGACAAACCCUGCGUGCCUGCCUUUUACCACUGAAGGGGGAGGUUUUCUUAGCCAGGCCCAGGACCCCAGAUUCAGGGUAGACUGGGCUUGCCAGGCAAAGUGGGGGGCGGUAACCUACCGAACAGUGACCUCCAGGCUCCACACAGUAACCCCAAAGACCCGUGUGGGGUCCAGGUGGGUUCUGUAGGCUAUCCGUUUUUAAAGUCCCUUUCUUUUUCUGUCUGUGGCCCACGCACUCCAGUCCCUGCUUCAACACAGCCCAGACAGCACGUUUCAGGACCUCCUUACACAUGGGCCCUUCUCGCCCCAGUAACCCACGCCACAAAACCCACAAUCCCAAGGAUUCAGGGGCUGGGGAGAAGGAUACAGGCUGUCAAUGCUGCAUGAUCCCCAAUGUCUCACACUCUGCCAGGCUAGCGGGGGGUAGGGGGGUGCACAAGGAAGUACAACAGCUGGCCCAGGGAAGGGCCCUGUGGGGGAGAAUGUCCCCAGUGAAGAAGCUUCCCUGGACCCCCAGAACCCCCCC